CUGGGAGCUAUUUUACCACGUGACGCGGGAGAAGCUCGAGAGUAGCCAUCAUUAAUUUCACCCAAAUCAUGUUCAACCUAAAAUGGUAUUAUUAGGUAAGUCUAGUAGGGCUACGGUGAGGAGGCAAACCACCAUGGCGUAAGGUUAAAACCGUGAACUCGAAGCCGUGUACCUCGUCUCAUUUGCCAUCAUUGUCCUACCGUUUAAAUAGUUAUAAGGGAGACCUCCAGCCCCAAUCUGCCCUGGCCUUGACCCGCUGUUCCCUAGAGACGCCCAGCCGGGUCUGGAGCUGCACCGUGGUGGACGGGGUCUGCAGCUGAUUUGCUCUCCCCCGUUUGACCUAAGCAGGGGGGGGAGACGGGGGGAGUAGGGGGUGCGGUCAGAGCCCACUCUGAGCAUGGGGCAGAAGGUCCCCGGGGGCAUCAAGAGCAUUGACAUGCGGGACCCAGCGUUCAGCCCCCUAAAGCUGGAGCUCCAGGCCCUGAACCACACCAAACCGUCCCGGCUGGACCUGCUGCUGGACAUGCCGCCGUCGGGCUCCGACGUCCAGGCGCAGCACUCGUGGAACGACGAGGACCGCUCACUAAACAUCUUCGUCAAGGACGACAACCGGAUGAUUUUCCACCGGCACCCGGUGGCGCAGAGCACGGAUGCCAUCCGGGCCCGCGUGGGCUACACGCGCGGACUGCACGUCUGGGAGAUCAGCUGGGCCAUGCGGCAGCGCGGCACCCACGCCGUGGUGGGGGUGGCGACGGGCGAUGCCGCCCUCCACUCUGUGGGCUACACGGCCCUGGUGGGCAGCAACACUGAGUCGUGGGGCUGGGACCUGUGCCGCAGCAAGCUCUACCACGACGGGAAGAACCGGCCGGGCAAGACCUACCCGGCCUUCCUGGAGCCCGACGACACCUUCAUCGUACCGGACUCGUUGCUGGUUGUUCUGGACAUGGACGAGGGAACUCUGGGCUACGUGGUGGACGGACAGUACCUAGGGGUGGCCUUCCGUGGACUCAAGGGCCGCAAGCUGUACCCCGUUGUGAGCGCCGUUUGGGGCCACUGUGAAAUCAGGAUCCGGUACAUCAACGGGCUCGAUCCGGAGCCUCUCCCUCUGAUGGACCUGUGCAGGUGCUCCAUCAGGGUGGCACUGGGGAAGGAUCGCCUGAGCGAGAUCCAGGGCUUACCGCUUCCAGCGUCCCUCAAAAACUACCUUCUCUACCAAUGACCAAUGGCUGACAAUCACGGCAUACACAUAAUCGCACACUCCUCCCCUUCCUUGCAUCUCUCUGGGAUCCCAUUUGGUUUCAACCUACUUUACCACACUACUACAGAUUAUAUCUAAUCAUCCUUUCUGUUUUUUGGUUCCCCCCCAACCCACUCCGCUCACACAAAAUCGAACCUCAGUCAAUAGCACUGCUUUUCAUGUUUUGACAAGUGCUCAGAUGACAAGACCUGCAUUGCUCUUGGGCUUUGUACCCUACACUGUCUUCUUAAAAUUCACAAAAGUGAGUAUUCCCUAAAGUCGGACAUCAGGACUCACUGAACACUAUGCAGAUGCUGGGUUCGCGGUCGCCUGUGAACACUCGCUUUCAAUAAUGCACCUCUUUCAGUUGUGACGGUGAGGUGGGAUGACUCAUUGGUACCUCUGCUGUAACCGUCAGACCUCUUGGGAAUCUAGGAAUUAUGAAUUUACCCCAUGGGUUUUUAAAGAUGGAUGCGUCACACAUUUUGUGUGCAAACGAGCUGAUGAAAUUAAAUAGUAGCUUUUUCGAUUUGGAGGUUGGAGCGAUGUGCUCUUAGUGUCUGGCCACAAGAUGGCAGCAUUAUCUUACAUGGACACCACCUCAUUGAUAUUAAAAGUACCCUCAAUAAGUUGGCUUUUAGAAAACUUGCAUUUUUAAACAAACUAAUAGGAUUUGCUGGAGAGGUGAUGAUCAACCGACUUGGUAUACAGUCUACAGUAGGGCUUUUGAUGCACCAUUGUGUAGCAUUUGCGAGUACUGCUAUGGUAAACUUCAUUCAGCAGUCACCCAAACUCCAGAUUCUCUUUUCUCUUUGCACUCUUCACCAUCAGGUUUCUCUGCAAUAUGGAAGUGCCUGUUUGUUUACCAUUAGGGUAUCUGACUGGGGCAUGGGUAUCAUGACCAGAAAUCUUUUAUGAUUCUAUGUCACUGUGACUUUUGUGUGUAGCAUGCACCUGCAAGAGAAUUUCUCAAAUUCGUCUCCUGUCUUUCUGUCACUUUAUGCCUCUGUUCAUUUUUCUUGGUGUUGGGAUUUUAAAGUGGAUGGAUUGGUUUGGGAGCCAUGUUCAAACAUGAGAAUGGCAUGUCGCCUUCUUUUAACAACCUCCAAAAGCUGCAUAUGGUUCAGGCAUUAUAAUAUUUAGGCGCGGAAACCGCUAUGAUAUGCUGCAUCAAUGACAAGCAAUUGUGGUCAAAUUGCCAACAUGUGACAUGCAAUGGAUAUUUCCAAUGUGUAAUCUUUUUUCUAAUGUGCAGAUGUCUUUUUGUUUCUAUUCAUUUUAGCUUAGUGCUGGAUGUGGACUCGUAUUUAUGGAGGACAAAUUGUACCACAAAGAAAUCAUGAAUAUUUAAUUUACCCUUUUAAAAACUGUUUUAAAUAAGAACACAUUAAAAAAUUAUCAAAGAUCCUUUUUAAUGGAGCAUUAAAUGGAACCUCAAAGAAUACAUUUAUUGUUGGGAUUUACGAAUCCAUCAUUAAACUGCUUUUAACAGCCAUGAUAGUGUUUUUAAAUCGAUCAACUUAUUAGACAAUAGUUUAAAAGUAUGUUUAGAUAAUUCCUUUAUGAUUAGUAGUUUUCCGUAUUAAUUUCCUUAUUGCUUUUCCUUUGACGGAAUUCAUUUCCCAUGCUACUCUAACAAAGACAAGCCUUUUAAUCUUCUAAAGCUCACGCACCGACUGUGCCACUAAAGAAAUACACAGAGAUUCAAGCUCUUGUCUAUACGACAAUGUAGUUUUUAAGUUUGUUGCGUCUGGUGCAUGGUCUGGACGGGCUGUCGGGUACAUAUUUUCGUAGUUAAAAAGAUUUUCAAGCAUGUUAUUAGUUUAGCUUUGUCACCAUAUUAAAGAUUAUUUGUGGCCAAUUUCUUAGAACACUUAAUAAAGCUAUAUUUUACAAGAAA
This is a messenger RNA of Gadus morhua (Atlantic cod), 3137 nucleotides long. It is a transcript of the gene spsb1, whose product is annotated as splA/ryanodine receptor domain and SOCS box containing 1. Gene Ontology annotation, biological process: intracellular signal transduction; proteasome-mediated ubiquitin-dependent protein catabolic process. The coding region runs from base 398 to 1219 and encodes 273 amino acids. Gene Ontology annotation, molecular function: protein binding. NCBI's taxonomy places the organism in Eukaryota, Metazoa, Chordata, Actinopteri, Gadiformes, Gadidae. The record is from RefSeq and is a predicted model, not a curated record. Gene Ontology annotation, cellular component: SCF ubiquitin ligase complex. The transcript has 3 exons.